Priceomyces carsonii is the source of this 1722-nucleotide messenger RNA. RefSeq names its product dolichyl-P-Man:Man(7)GlcNAc(2)-PP-dolichol alpha-1,6-mannosyltransferase (gene ECM39). Gene Ontology annotation, biological process: protein N-linked glycosylation. The record is from RefSeq and is a predicted model, not a curated record. The coding region runs from base 1 to 1722 and encodes 573 amino acids. Gene Ontology annotation, cellular component: endoplasmic reticulum membrane. Gene Ontology annotation, molecular function: alpha-1,6-mannosyltransferase activity. The transcript has a single exon. Lineage: Eukaryota; Fungi; Ascomycota; Pichiomycetes; Serinales; Debaryomycetaceae.
AUGAAAAUAGUGAAUAAACUUUUGGAUUUAGCUAUUAUUGUUACGGUUUUGUUUCACUUGCUAGUAUCGCCAUUUACUAAGGUAGAAGAAUCGUUUAAUAUCCAAGCAAUUCAUGAUAUAAUAAACUAUGGAGUAUAUCCUAGAGAACUGGUAUCGCAGAAUUACGACCAUGUUGAGUUCCCAGGGUCAGUACCUAGAACAUUUGUAGGAAGUUUGGUACUUUCAGGGUUCUCUAAGAUAGUAACAACAGUACUAGGCAGUCUUGGGCCCUAUGGAUAUGAUAAGAUUUCACAAAUUGAGCUGCAAAUAUUAGCGAGAGCUAUAUUGGGAUUACUUAAUGUUUUAAUGUUGAUAAAGUUCGGCAACAGUCUACAGUAUUUAGGGGCAAGACGAUCUGGUUUUAAGAGGAAGAUCAAUGUGGCGUUUUGGUAUCGGAUAUUUCUUUUAACCCAGUUCCACUUACUUUACUAUUCAUCAAGAACGCUUCCUAACUUCAUUGCUUUACCACUAGUCUUGUUCGGCCUUGCAAGCUUUCUUAAAGGCAACUUAUCGGGAUUGGUUUGGAUGGCGUUUACAGGCAUUGUCUUUAGGCUAGAAGUGGGGGUCUUUGGAGUAAUUAUAGCAUUGGUUUCAUCGCUUAUGUUUAAGCAUUCGCAACUUUUCGUUAGUGUAUUAAUGCUUGUCGUUGGCACUCUAAUGGGAUUGGCAAUCACAUUCCCUAUUGAUAGCUAUUUUUGGAAUAGACCGGUUAUACCAGAAAUUUCCUCAUUCGUUUUCAAUAUUGUUGAUGGAAAGUCAUCAGAAUGGGGCGUCGAGCCAUGGUCUGCUUAUUUCACCCACUAUAUAUGGAAAUUAUUCAGGCUUCCUUUAAUUCCCAUUUUAUUGUUGCCAGGUCUAUAUUGUGAUCCAAGUUAUGAUGGAGUCAAUACUAAGAAGAAAAAUGCCGUUACCCAUCCCGCAAGAAAUUCUUUAAGGAUUCUUUCUAUUUCCUCGUUACUCUUCAUCGUUGUUAUGUCAUUCCAACCUCAUAAAGAGUGGAGAUUUAUAAUGUAUACCAUUCCUGUCUUCACCUUACAAGCUGCAAAUGGUAUGGAUUUCAUUAUGUCAAUUGAGGCUGGCUUUAUUAGGCGAAAAUUAUUUGUCAUGACUAUAUUUCUUGUAUCUCUUAUUGGGAUUGCAUCAUCACUCUUCAUGGGAUACAUAUCCAGCUACAAUUAUCCAGGCGGAAAGGCAUUGGUUUCCUUGAAUGAAUAUAUUGAGACACAUUCUCUGAAAGACCCAGUUGUGGUUCAUAUGGACGUUGCUGCAUGCAUGACUGGAGUAAGUAGAUUUGGCGAAAUACAUAAUGACUUGGUGGCAUACGAUAAAACAGAAAAUAUCACCGCUCUCGCUAAAGUUUCAGAUACCUUUGAUUUCUUGAUAUCUGAAGUAAAAUUAGAUGAAAUUAAUUCCAAUGAUAUCUCUGAAGUAUACAGAAACGAGGACUGGGAUCUUCUUUUCACUACCGAAGGUUACAGAGGGUUCAAUAAACUCUUGGUCUUGAAUCUAAUAAGGCAAGCACAGAAGGAUAAGGCUAAUACCCUCGAGUAUAUAGAACAACUUGUUCGGGAUCCAUUGGAUGUUCAUGUUGAAAAUCUUAAGUCAUUUUUGAAGUCAUUGGUACUUACACAGGAUUACUUGUUCAUUUACAAACGAGCUAGAGACGUUAGUCCCACCAGUUGA